AUGAAUAACGCUUCUCGCCUUACAAACCUCCUGGGCAUAAUUGGCCUGGGAGCCAGUAACAGCAAUGCUGCUGUCUGCAAGUCAAAUCUGGUGAUCGACAACUUCUCUAAGUUUUCUACAAACACCAACAACCUUGGAUCAUACACCAGCGAUGAUGGUACCAUGAGCAAGAUAUCGGCUUCCGGCGGGGCCCUCUCUUUUACCCCGAAGACCGACUCGUACUUCUAUGAGUCUUUUUCAUGCCGCAAGACAACUGCCGAGGGAUACAACGCCCUCUCUUUCAUGGUUCAGGCCCCUGCUGCCGGAUCUUCCAUGACGAUUGAGAUCCAGACAAAUCCUUCCUGCGAUGCCGGGACUACCUACAAGAGCGCUUACUACGGCGUGACCGGCAUUAGUACCACGCAGAAGACCUUCACCGUUCCUUUGAGCUCUUUUGCCGGCACCGAAGCGCCGAAGCUUGACUUUGUCUCAACCUUUGCCUUCAGUGUCUUCUCUUCAAACAAGGCAGGGUGGAAGCUGAGCAAUAUCCAGCUUGUGUGCGACGCUUCAAGUGUGCCAUCAUCCUCGGUUGCGCCAACCACCGCCACCUCAACAACCGGUGGAAACACAGCCGGAGCAAGCACAGCCUCUCCCACUCGGGCUUCUUCGGCCCAGUCUGUCGCGUCUACCACUGUUGCAGCCGCAACCACGACCUCAUCGACCACGGCAGCCCAGCCAUCGUCCGGCACUUGCAAUACACAGGUCAUUGACGACUGGCAGUCACAGUCACGUCUCACCUUCCUGUACUACAACGCCAUGCUGAAGCCAUCUAGUGAUGAGGGCUCCAUGAACUCUAUUGUGGUCGGAACCAACAACAGAGUCACCCUGAACCCCAAGGACAAGAGCUCAUACUUCUACAGCCAGACGGGUUGUAGCAAUGUCAAGGGUGUCUAUGGAGGCAUCUCGUUGAAGAUCAAGGCAUCUUCCGGAGCCAAGUUUGCGGUCCAGCUUGCCUCUGUUAAAUCUUGUGAUAGCUCCGACCAGGGUGGAUCGGGCUACAGGAGCACCACCGAUCUUGGCUGGUCAUUUGACGGCUCCGAGAAGCUUUACCAUAUCGACUUUGCCAAGUUCCCCGAGGUCGACUUCACCAAGCUCAACACGGUGCUGUUUGCCGAGCUGCCUGGCGCCGUCACCUUUGGCCCCAUGGCCUUCUACUGCGGCAGCCAAGUGGUCGAGUACAGCGUUCCCAAGUACAACUACCCUGCCGUACCCUCGGCGACCGUCGCUGCGCCCAUCGGCCCGACUCAGGCAAGCAUGGUGAUUGAUACGUUUUCGAACUCGAACUCGAAUAACCAGGGCGGAUGGCACGGUGGUGACGAUGCCAUGAAGCUUGUAUGGGGCACCAACAAGCUGACCAUCACAUCCACGGACGCCGACUACGCCUUCUAUAGCAACCUCGGAACAACGUGCAAGGACAUCACCAGCUUCGACGGUGGUUACCUUCACGUCCAAUACAGCGGCAGCACCAAGUUCACCAUCGCCCUCCAGCAGCACAACUCCCAGUGCGACGAGACCAUUGCGCCCUUUCCUGAGACCUGGGACUCGCUCGAGGCUGCACGCUAUGCCAGCAACGGCCACAUCUACAUCCCGAUGUCGCACUUCAACAUUGAGCGCAAGCGCGCUCUCGCCGUGGCCUUCAAGGGGUUCUACUCGAGCGACCCUGUCACUCUGUCCAAGAUUGAGAUCGUCAACAAGGUCCCCGACAACUUCAAGAUCCCCAACAAGCUGGCGACCGGCAACCUCGUCUUUGCCUGCAAGCGACCCAACUCGUUCGCCUUUGCCAUCGAUGACGGCGCCCCUAACCUGGCGCCGCAGGUCAUGGACAUCAUCCGCGACGAGGGCAUCAAGGUGACCUUUUUCACCGUGGGCGCGCCGCUCGAGGACCCCGGCACCAACCUGAGCACCAUCUACCGCGACAUGGUGUCUCAGGGCCACCAGCUGGCGCUUCACUCGUACACGCACCCCAAGAUGGAAGGCCUGCCCAGCAACGACGCCAUCGACUGGGAGUACGCCGAGGACAUUCAGGCGGUCAAGGACCAGUUCAACGGCUACACCACAAAGUACUUUCGUCCGCCCUUUGGAAACGAGGGCGCCCGCAUGAGGCAACGGCUCGUGGCCAACACGGGGUCCGACAGCGCCUACAUUGUAAACUGGAGCGUCGACGUCGAGGACUGGCUCUGGGCCGAGUCCUCGACGCCCGAGAAGCAGCUCGACGCCUUCAAGCGCGACGUCGCCAAGGGUGGCAACCUGGUCGUUCUGCACUACCUCUACCCCAGCACCGUCGGCUACCUGAGGCAGUUCAUCCAGCUGGCAAAGGCCACCGGCAAGAACCUCAUGCGCGUCGACCAGUGCAUGGAGGACCCCAACGCCCCUGCCUUCUAG
Pyricularia grisea is the source of this 2421-nucleotide messenger RNA. RefSeq lists its product as uncharacterized. NCBI's taxonomy places the organism in Eukaryota, Fungi, Ascomycota, Sordariomycetes, Magnaporthales, Pyriculariaceae. The record is from RefSeq and is a predicted model, not a curated record. Bases 1 to 2421 code for a protein of 806 amino acids. Gene Ontology annotation, molecular function: hydrolase activity, acting on carbon-nitrogen (but not peptide) bonds. The transcript is spliced from 2 exons. Gene Ontology annotation, biological process: carbohydrate metabolic process.